AUGGCUGACAAUCUGAUUCAAAAGUCACAUAAAACUAGUGAGAAAAACAAGUAUAACAACGUUGUUCACCGUACGACGAGUGAAUCUCUUCGACUGAACGAGUCGGAGAAGGGGGUGACUCACCCGACAAGUCUGCAAGCCGCCCAUAACCCAAGGAAAAUAUCUUCAUUUCAGAUCACCAGUGUGACGGUCGGCUCGCGAGUGAGCACUGAUGCUGGCGAAGACUCUGCCGACGAUCUUGAUGAAUCUCACACCGACGACAUAUCGAGGGUGACUGACAUUGAGAAUGAAACGCCUAGCUAUUCCGAGGACACGUUCUCGAAAGAUGAUGUGUUUUACAACGCGUCAAGUGCAUCAUUAGGUUGCGCCCCCGUCAUCCCAACCAGCUCGCAAUACGGGCUUGCGAUCGUCGGUCAGGACAACCCUACCAACCAGAUAGGAGGAGCAGUGCCAAAUAGUAAUAAUACUGAAGUGUCUGACAUGCAUGUCAGCGUUACUAACGCCGGAGCAGGCAGCAUCAUUAAUCUCAUAGGAAAUGCGAAACCCCAAGAAGGUAUGAAAGAAAUACAAGAACAUGUUAGGAAUGAACGGUUUAAAGUUGUGAAAAUAGAAAGCACUGAGCCUUUUCGUAGAGGUCGAUGGAUGUGUAUGGAUUACUUGGACCAUACUACUCAGCAAAAUGCACCGAUCACUAUAAAUAAUAACCUUGAUGUUUCUGAGACUAAUACGCUGCAGGCUCCUGACAGUGGUGUAGUGAUUAACGAUAGUCAACAUGAUGAAAUGUCAAAUGAUCUGACUAACAAAGGGCCUAAAGAUAUGCAAGGUAAUGCUCCUACUGUGCAGCAACUAGAACAAACUCUUCAGAAACAAUUUCCAAUGGCAUCUCCGGGCCAAUCUUUGACUCAACCUCUUAAUGCCGUACAGCAGCAAAUGCAACCUGUUACUCAAUCAGUAUCAGUGCAGUCUCCACCCUUAGAGAUGCCACAACAAAUGCCAAAUCAAAAUCUGCAGGCGAACCAGCAGCAGGUUGGACAGCAGCAUCCCCAGAGUAUGACUCACAUCACUAUGCAAAAUGCUCCGCAAAGUCAUCCACAACAGACUCAACAACAGCAAGUGCAACAGAUCCCUCAAAGCUUCCCUCAGCACCAGCUUCAGCAAGUGAUUGCCCAAUCUCAGGGAAUGGCAAUGCAACAAAUUCCAAUGCACCAACAGAUGCCGCAGCAAAUGCAACAAAUACCAAACCAACAAAUGCAGCAAAUAAGUCAACAUAUGCCGCAGGCACAAAUACCAAACAUGCCUCAAAUGCAGCAACAAAUGCCCCAGAUGCAGGCUAUGCCAAAUCAAGGACAGAUUACUCAAGUGGCCGCUCAGCAGCCACAAAUGCAACAAAUGCAGAUGCAGCAAAUACAAGGCCAACCUAAUCCACAAAUGCAUAUGCAGCAAACACAAAUUCCCAAUAUGGGACAAACUCAUCACAUGCAAGGACAGCAGCCAAUGGGAGCCCAGCAGGCUCAACUCCAGCAUUUGCCAAGUCAAGCUCAGAUACAAGCUCUGCAAAAUCAACAAAUACCCAAUCACAUUCAACAGAUGCAGAUGCCCACUCAACUCACUGGAGCUAAUCAACAGAUGCCACAGAUGCAAACUCAAAUGCAUCAGUUGCCAUCACAGCCCCAGCAGUCAGUUGUACCUGGCAUGCAUCCUCAAAUGCAACAACAGGGAAUGUCUGGAGUUCAGCAGCAGUACAAUCAAGCUGUGAGUCAACAGUCCAAUGCUCAGUCUAUGAUCACCGCAACCAUGCCCUCGUCACAGCAGCAAAUGGUUCAACCUCAACAUACAGUUCCUCAAUACCACACACAGCAAUCACAGAUGUCCCAGCAGGGGCAAACUUUGCCUCAAGAGGUGCUCACUUCUAUAGUUACAUCACAGCAAGGUGCAACAUUGCCUUCAAAUCUUCAACCGAUGCCUUCUCAACCACAAGGCUCGACAUUACCUGCGAAUCUUCAGAGUCUUACUGCUCAGCAACAGCCUAAUACAGUGCAUACUAUUGCUCCUCAGCAAGGGAAUGUGCCACAAGGAAACAUGAUGAUGACCGCAGCUCCACAGAAUAUGCAGAUGACUCUAGACGGGAAUCAGCCUAGUAUGAUACCCGCCUCAGAUCCUAUAUUCAUGCAGCCAACGAACGUCGGUCAACAGAUGCCUGUCGGCCAGCAUAUGGGGCAGCAAAACCUGUUACCUCAGCAAGUGGGAGGACAGGCGCAGAUGGGCGGCGUGCAAUACGUGUCCAAUCAACCGGUGGCGCAAGUCUCAAUGGCACACCAGAACAUUCCGAUGAUGCAGCCCAGCAUGCCGGUCGGUAUGGGCGGCGGAGUCCACCCGAACGUGGUGCAAUCUCAGACCAGUAUGGGUCUGAGCUACGGGAACGUGGUGCCGGUGAUGUCGCAGAGUAGUGUAGCGCCCGUCGAGGCGACCGUCUCGGGGACUAAUUCGCCGGUGGUGUCGAUGCCAGUGAGUUCUACCGCGUAUGUAGCGAACACGGCGCAGCCGGGUCAUGACAGUCAGGGCUUCGGUAGCCCCGUGAGUGCGGUGUCUCAUGCCAUCAGUGGCGCGGUGAUGAGCAGUGUGAAUGUGAAUGCAUGUGAUAGUGGUGCUCCGGAUGUGUCUGCGGACACGCUGCAGGCUGGAGAUACUGGCGAUGGCAAGGAGGAGCAACAGCCCGCGCCGCCACCAGAGGAUGAAAGGUCAGUCUCUUUUGAACAUUUCCUUUUAUAUUAUUUCCUCACACUUUCUCACAUAAACAUAAGUAACUAA
Molecule: messenger RNA, 2808 nt
Organism: Spodoptera littoralis (African cotton leafworm)
Lineage: Eukaryota; Metazoa; Arthropoda; Insecta; Lepidoptera; Noctuidae
Source: the annotation of a GenBank genome assembly